AGUACCAAUACAGAGAGAGAGAGAGGAAAAUUCAAUUCAAAGAGAACAACAAACAGAUUGAUUACACACAUACACAACCUUGAACCUUUCCUUUUGUGAAAUUUUGGUACAUAUUUGGAUUGAAGAGUUAUUUGGAAAAUGAGAAGGCCACUCCGAUAUUCGCACAAUCACCGCACCGACAAAAACAAUCCCUUAGACGCCAUACCCGACGAUCUUGUUAUUUUCAUCCUAUCCAAGCUUAGCUCCAUCUCUUCUUCACCUUCCGAUUUCAUCACCAUCCUCUUAACAUGCAAAAGACUGAGCCGGUUAGGUCUGAAUCGUUUGGUAUUAUCCAAACUCGGGGCUAAGGCAUUCGCUGUAAAACCCAAAAAAUGGUCAGAAUCUGCUAACCGUUUCCUCAAUCACUGUGCCAACGCCGGCAACGCCGAUGCCUGCUAUACUCUCGGAAUGAUCCGUUUUUACUGUUUGCAAAACCGAAGGAGCGGGCUUUCUCUGAUGGCGAAGGCCGCGAUGAGGUUGCACGCGCCGGCUAUGUACUCGCUGGCGGUGAUACAGUUCAACGGUAGCGGUGGUUCCAAGAGCGACAAGGAUCUGCGAGCCGGCGUGGCUCUAUGCGCCCGGGCCUCACUCCUCGGCCACAUCGACGCGCUUCGCGAGUUAGGCCACUGCCUCCAAGACGGUUACGGCGUGCGACAGGACGUCGCCGAGGGGCGACGGUUGCUCGUCCAAGCCAACGCGCAUGAGUUAGCGUUCGUUAUGCGCGCAGUCACGCAAUCCUCCUCCUCCUCGUAUCCGCUGACGUGGCGCGCUCGACGGUUAUGGAACUGUGCGUGCCGAGCGGGUUUGAUUAGUUCGUUACCCAGCGGAAACGGUUAUAACGGUGCGGUGCAGCCGGUGAAUAGGUUUCUGAGGGAGUGGUUCGAGUCGGGUCGUGGGGGUUUGGGAGAGGGGCUUAGACUGUGCGCGCACGUUGGGUGCGGUCGUGCCGAGACGCGGGAGCAAGAGUUCCGGCGGUGUUCUGUUUGUGGCAAGGUGAACUACUGCUCGCGUGGCUGCCAGGCGCUUGACUGGAAGUUAAGACACAAGAUGGAGUGCUCGCCGGUUGAACUGUGGGUUGACGAAAACGAAGGUCGAGUUGGAGGCGGCGAUGGCGGCGGCGGCGCAGUAGGUGACGAUGAAGGUAUUGUAGAGAUGGGAAAUUGAGAACGAAAAGAAAGAAUAAUGGCUGCGUGAUUUUCUGUACAGAUUAGGUAAAGUUUUCUUUCUUGAGUUUUUCGGAAAUUUCUUUCAGAAUUAGUUGUAAUAGUUAGAAGCUUAGUGAAGUUUAGAAUUUUUUUUUUUUUUUUUGUUAAUGAAGGAAAUGGAGGAAGACGUCUUUUUCUAACUUCUUUUCUUCGGCUAGAGCCCAUACGACAGCUGGAGCAGGAUAUGGACUUUAUUAUUAUUUUUCAAAAAAAGAAAAGAAAAAAAGAAUGGUAUUUAUUUCUUUCUAUCUCCUUUUAAAAACAACCGAGACGUGUGUCUUAUCUUAUUUUAUUUGAG
Messenger RNA from Gastrolobium bilobum, 1542 nucleotides. Its product is annotated as F-box protein At5g50450-like. The coding region runs from base 139 to 1203 and encodes 354 amino acids. The record is from RefSeq and is a predicted model, not a curated record. Gene Ontology annotation, molecular function: protein binding. Lineage: Eukaryota; Viridiplantae; Streptophyta; Magnoliopsida; Fabales; Fabaceae. The transcript is spliced from 3 exons.